Messenger RNA from Enhydra lutris kenyoni (northern sea otter), 1138 nucleotides. RefSeq names its product transmembrane protein 187. Gene Ontology annotation, cellular component: transport vesicle. The transcript is spliced from 2 exons. NCBI's taxonomy places the organism in Eukaryota, Metazoa, Chordata, Mammalia, Carnivora, Mustelidae. The record is from RefSeq and is a predicted model, not a curated record. The coding region runs from base 315 to 1112 and encodes 265 amino acids.
UACCCGGAUGGUGAUCGCUGGCCUUUUCGCGCCAAUACUGCAAGUUCUCGCAGCAACCUUGAGAGGGGAAGAGGCACAACAGUCUUCCACUCCCGCCAGCCGGUCAGCGGGACCACUGCCUUUCUCUGGCCUGUGUCCGCCGCUCUGGGGCAAGGUCUAGGGCAAGGUCGCAGCAUCUGCGUCAGAAAUCACGGGAACUUGGCCUGCUGAAGAAGCUGGCUCAGCUGGGAGGCCAAGGCAUGUUUUAGCAAAGCAGUUUAUCUUAAUUCUGAACGGACAGUGGAGGCCACCUCGAGGCCUCCCUGGGGCUCCACAUGAAGCCCGAGUCCAGGCAGGCCCUCUUCCACGUGGCUGUGGCCAGCUGCUUCUGCACAGCCACCGUCUACAUGGGUGUGUUCGAUGGCAUCUUUGUCCAGCUGGGCUAUGAAUACUAUGCCGAAGCCCCUGUCACCGGCCUCCCCGCCUUCCUGGCCAUGCCCUUCAACUCACUCAUUAACGUGGCCUACGUCCUGUUGGGGCUAUAUUGGCUGCAGAGGAAGGCCAGGGCCCCGGGGCACCCCAUGGAGGCGCGGAGGGCUCGCUACCUGAAGGAUGUCUUCGCCAGCAUGGCCCUGGUCUAUGGCCCGGUUCAGUGGCUGUGGAUUGCGACGCAGGUGCACCCCGCCGCUGUGCUGGACCAGUGGUUCACCUUGCCCAUCUUCGCGUGGCCAGUUGCCUGGUGUCUCUCCCUAGACAGGGGUUGGGAUCCCUGGUUGUUCCUUGCCAUCGAGGGUCUCUCCCUGGGCAAUUACGGCCUCACCCUGCUACACUCCUGUGGGUUCGAGGUCGCGCUGGGCGCCCACAUCGCAGCUGCCGUGGCCCAGGCCCUGCGCACUCACAGGCGCCACGGCACUGCCUCCUCGGGGACCUACUUGGCUCUGGGCGUGCUCUCCUGUGCGGGCUUUGUGGUCCUCAAGCUGUGCGACCAUCAGCUCGUGCAGUGGCGUCUCUUCCAGCGGCUCACAGGCCACUUCUGGUCCAAAGUCUGUGACGUGCUCCAGUUCCAUUUCGCUUUCUUGUUUCUGACAAACUUGAACACUUGCCAAAGCCCUCCUGAGGGGAAGAUACAUUAAAGUUUGCCCGGAAGAAACUUAAAAAA